AUGAUGCGAGAGGAAGGUGAUGAUACACAGGACGUGUGGCAAAAGCAUCUCCCCGAAUGGGGUAUUGAAUUUCCAUCCAUUCUGCACCUGAUACUCGCAUUAUCAGCACUCCACUUGGCAUACGAAAAGCCAGAACUACGAGAACAAUACAUCGAAAAAGCAGACAAUCGAUUCAACUUUGGUGUUCGCUCAGUCACAGCCGUCCUCUCCCAACUCAAUGAAGACAACUGCCAGAAGAUCUAUAUAGCAGCUGCUCUGAUCUGUUUCAUUUAUUUCGCGAGAGGUCCGAGACCAGGCGAGUAUCUCAUCUUCAGUGAGAGCGGCCCAUCAGAAUGGCUAGUCCUCAUGAAUGGAGUGAAGGUUGUGGUACAAACCUACCAUGCGAAAGUAUUCAGUGGACUCCUUGAACCAAAGGGCGAUAAGACUUCAUACAAAGUCACACCUGCCAUGCUCAGUGAGCGUCACGAACACAGGGUCCAUCUUCAGUCGGUGCAGCUGCUCAUUGAAGAAGAAGUCUCGGAUCUGCACGAGAGGGAGAUGGGCAUAUCCGCUGUACAAGACUUGUUCAAUAUUAUGGAUGAGGUGUAUGAGAGGGUAUCUGGGGGGAAGAAUGGCGUAUCAUUGAUGGAUUUGGUGAUUGGUUGGCUUUAUCGCCGACCUGAGGAGUUUGUGCAUCUUUUGGAACAGAAAGAGCCUCGAGCUCUAGUGGUACUUGCGCACUGGGCGGUUCUCUUGAAAUAUAUGGAGUCGGCGUGGUUCAUGGAAGGUUGGUCUGAACAUGUAAUGACGGGAAUAUCAGGCUCAUUACAUUUGGACUAUGGGCCUUGGAUAGAAUGGCCUUUGCGAAAAUCCUGUCAGGCUUAA
Penicillium longicatenatum is the source of this 864-nucleotide messenger RNA. RefSeq lists its product as uncharacterized. Bases 1 to 864 code for a protein of 287 amino acids. Lineage: Eukaryota; Fungi; Ascomycota; Eurotiomycetes; Eurotiales; Aspergillaceae. The record is from RefSeq and is a predicted model, not a curated record. Gene Ontology annotation, biological process: regulation of transcription by RNA polymerase II. The transcript has a single exon. Gene Ontology annotation, molecular function: DNA-binding transcription factor activity, RNA polymerase II-specific.